Messenger RNA from Drosophila obscura, 2273 nucleotides. RefSeq lists its product as uncharacterized. Bases 612 to 1679 code for a protein of 355 amino acids. The transcript has 2 exons. The record is from RefSeq and is a predicted model, not a curated record. Lineage: Eukaryota; Metazoa; Arthropoda; Insecta; Diptera; Drosophilidae.
UAUAACUUUUUUUGUGAAAAUUUGUUUUCUGAAAAAAUUUAAAUUUGUGUAAGUAUAUUUGUUGCUUUUGAAAAUGUGUGCGUUUUAAACCAACCUGUGUGGUUUUUAAUGUUAAAUGUCGAGACGAUUAAAUUUGGGUCGGCGAACGCGAAAUUCAUUUCAAGUUGUGGCUUCGAGGAGCCGUGAAAGUAGCCAAGUCAAUACACAUCGCAAUGAAAAGAAUCGUCUACGCACAGCAAGGUCCCGUUCAAAUCAACGGAACAAUGAUGCAACAACAACUGCAAAUGAACGUCGUGAUAUUCAAAAUCUACAAGGGGUUGCGUUCGCGUACAGUAGUGUCACCGAUUACGCUUCUCACAGGCAAAUUAUAAUUGGUCCAAUGAACGACCGUUGUCGCCAUUGUCAGGCAUUAAAAUUUAAAGGUGAAGCAGAUGGGAUGUGCUGUGCGAGUGGUAAAGUGAAAUUGGCUGAAUUAGGCAGCCCACCACAACCAUUGAGCACAUUACUUAAUGGAUUGACACCUGAGUCUAAUCAUUUUUUUAACAAUAUACGAAAGUAUAAUUCGAGUUUUCAAAUGACAUCUUUUGGCACCACAAAUAUUAUACAACUUCAUGCCAAUGUUCAAGAUUAAAGGUCAAAUAUACCAUGGAGCUGGCUCUUUUUUACCUUUCGACAACGCAGACCACCAAUUUUUGCAAUUAUAUUUUAUCGGGAACGCGGAAGACGAAGCUGAUCGUCGGUGUGCCAUUAUUACAAACACGCGGAGACAAAUUAUUUUCGAUUUGCAAAAUAUUUUCCAUGAGCACAACGAAUUGGUUCAGGUUUUCAAAACAUCGCUUGCUGACGAUCGUAAAAUUGUUAUUCGAGCUGACAAAACACCGGUUGGCGAACAUGCAAGGCGUUUCAAUGCACAAACAGUUGUCGAAGUGGCAAUAGUCAUAGUUGGUGAGCAAUUUAAUAAUCGUGAUAUUGUGCUUCAUCGUAGAAAUGAACAACUUGAACGUGUAUCCGAGACUCAUCGCUGUUAUGAUGCACUACAAUAUCCCAUACUGUUUUGGAGCGGACAAGAAGGCUAUAAUUUCAGCAUUAAAUUGAUAAAUCCAGUAAACGGUCGAGAAGGAACAAAGAAAGUUAAUGCUAUGAAUUAUUACGCAUACAGGCUGCAGAUACGGCAAAAUCAAGACAACCUUUUAUUGAGGUGUAGAGCACUUUUCCACCAGUAUAUUGUUGACAUGUAUGCUAAAAUUGAAUCGGAACGGUUUUAUUUUCUUCGAUUCAACCAAGCCAAAUUACGUUCCGAAGAGUAUGUUCAUUUGCGUGAUUCCAUUAACAACGAUGGUAAUGCACAAAACGUUGGAACUAUGAUAAUAUUACCGUCAUCGUAUGUUGGAAGUCCACGUCAUAUGUUUGAUUACGCGCAAGAAGCGAUGUCAUACGUUCGCCGUUACGGUCGAUCAGACCUCUUCAUCGCCUUCACGUGUAAUCCGCAAUGGGAAGAAAUCUCGGAAUUAUUGUUUGUUGGCCAAACAUCGAAAGAUCGCCAUGAUAUUUUAGCACGUGUUUUUAGACAAAAAUUGAAAUCACUCAUGGAUUUAAUUGUCAAAGACGGUGCAUUUGGGUCUGUUCAAUGUAUUCAAUUGAAUGGCAGAAACGAGGUUUGCCUCAUGCGCAUAUUUUAAUUUGGCUGAUUGAAAAAAUAAGGCCGAAUCAAAUUGACGAUGUGAUUUCGGCAGAAAUUCCAGAUCCGACAGUGGAUCCUGAAUUGUUUGAAGUGGUCACCAAAUAUAUGAUUCACGGUCCAUGUGGUGCGUUGAAUUUGAAUUCACCCUGUAUGGUUGAAGGGAAAUGCUCCAAACGUUUUCCAAAAAAUUUGGUCUCCGAUACAGUGACGGGCAACGAUGGAUAUCCCGAAUAUCGGCGUCGUUCAACUGAAGAUAAUGGCCAUUCGGUAACUUUGAGAGUUUAAAAUCAAGAUUUGGAGAUUGAUAAUCGUUGGGUUGUGCCAUAUUCACCGUUAUUAUCUAAGAUUUAUAAAGCGCACAUGAACGUAGAGGUCUGCAAUUCAGUUCAAUCUAUUAAAUACAUUUGCAAAUACAUCAACAAGGGCAGUGAUAUGGCUGUUUUUGGAGCAGCUUCUAAUGUUACCGAUGAAAUCACUCAAUUUCAAAUGGGCAGAUACAUUAGUUGAAAUGAAGCAGUGUGGCCCAUAUUACACUAGUCAACACGAUUUUUCCUCAAGGAACAAAACGAACUUUUUCUUAAAGAUUUGGGGC